Microthlaspi erraticum is the source of this 1608-nucleotide messenger RNA. Lineage: Eukaryota; Viridiplantae; Streptophyta; Magnoliopsida; Brassicales; Brassicaceae. The record is from the annotation of a GenBank genome assembly.
AUGAAGUCCUCAAGCUUUUCGCUCUCUCUCUUACUAGUUCUUCUGAAUCUUUCUCUUCUUGUUUCAGCUCAUCGCACUAACCACGACGACUUCCUUAGUUGUCUUUCUCGCAAAAUAAACCAAAACACCUUCCAGUCCAAAACCAUUCACACUUCCAAAGACUCUUCCUUCUCCUCAAUCUUGACUUCUUCCAUACAGAAUCCAAGAUUCUCGGUUCCCGAAACACCUAAACCGAUCUCAAUCAUCACUCCGGUUCAAGCCACUGAGGUUCAAGCCGUGAUCAGAUGCGCGCGUGUGCACGGAGUCCAUGUGAGGACUCGGAGCGGUGGUCACGGCUUCGAAGGUCAAUCUUACAUCGCGUACAACAAACCGUACGUUGUCAUCGACUUAAGGAAUCUUCGGUCUAUCACACUAGACGUUGAUAGCCGUACCGGUUGGGUCCAAACCGGAGCAACUGCUGGAGAACUGUACUACGAGAUUGGGAAAACCACCAAAUCCCUUGCUUUCCCGGCCGGUAUUCACCCAACCGUCGGCGUCGGAGGACAGUUCAGCGGCGGAGGUUACGGUACAUUGCUUAGAAAAUACGGUUUAGCGUCCGAUAACGUGAUCGAUGCACUUGUGGUCGAUGCACGUGGGAGGAUUCUUGACCGACAAGCAAUGGGAGAGGAUUACUUCUGGGCCAUUCGUGGAGGCGGUGGAGCGAGCUUUGGAGUGAUACUAUCAUGGAAGAUUAGACUUGUUGAUGUUCCGUCGACGGUAACGGUCUUUAAAGUGGAGAAAACGUCGGAGAAAGAGGCCGUUCAGGUCAUCAACAAGUGGCAGUAUGUUGCGGAUAAGGUUCCUAAUGAUCUUUUCAUUAGGGCAACGUUGGAGAGAUCAAACCAAAACGCGGUUCACGCUUCAUUCAGCGGACUUUACCUCGGUCCAGUGACCGAUCUAUUGGCCUUGAUGGAAGAGAAGUUUCCAACAUUAGGUCUUGAGGUUCAAGAUUGUACGGAAAUGAGCUGGAUUGAGUCUGUGGUCUGGUUUCUUGAUAACCCUAAAGGAGGAUCUCUUGAUGUUCUUGUGAACCGUGAGCGUUCAUCUUUAUCUUUCAAGGGUAAAGAUGAUUUUGUUCAAGAGCCGAUGCCCGAUGCAGCGAUUAGAGAGCUAUGGAGGCGACUAGAAGCGCCCGAGGCUCGUCUUGCAAAGAUCGUAUUGACUCCAUUUGGUGGGAAGAUGAGUGAGAUCGCUGAGCACGAAACACCAUUCCCUCAUAGAGAAGGGAAUCUUUAUGAGAUUCAGUAUUUGGCUUACUGGAGAGAGGAAGAAGACAAGAACAAGAAGGAGACAGAGAAGUAUCUCAAAUGGGUGGAGAGUGUUUACGAUCUUAUGACUCCUUAUGUUUCGAAAUCUCCAAGAGGAGCUUAUGUCAACUACGUGGAUCUUGAUUUGGGGAUGUAUCUUGGAAAGGAGAAGACCAAGUACGAGGAAGGAAAGAGCUGGGGAGUGAAGUACUUCAAGAACAACUUUGAGAGGUUGGUGAGAGUGAAAUCGAGUGUUGAUCCAACAGAUUUCUUCUGCGAUGAACAGAGCAUUCCACUGAUGAACUCCGUCGAGGAUAUGUGA